Molecule: messenger RNA, 2569 nt
Organism: Oncorhynchus keta (chum salmon)
Lineage: Eukaryota; Metazoa; Chordata; Actinopteri; Salmoniformes; Salmonidae
Product: START domain-containing protein 10-like
Exons: 6
Coding region: 405-1229 (274 amino acids)
Molecular function (GO): lipid binding
Source: RefSeq, a predicted model, not a curated record
CAGUCUGACUAACUCCGCGGCCAUGUUGUCUCGGACUGCCGCACCGCACCUGAAAGCAGGAUAUUGGUAACCUGACGCCUCUACCUGUUUACCGCCUCCACCACAGUGACUAGUGAUGGACUGUGAGAGCUUCAGAGGCAGGGGACGUUAGUACGACGUAGGUGGCAGUAUCAACAGGACUCCGGACAAAAGUCCACGUAAAUUAGUCUUACCUCUACCUUCACAUGAGUUUCUACUUGUUAUUGGGACUUUAAUUGUUACAGAAUUUCGCCUGGAAAGCACUUUGUGCUGACAUCUAUCAUAACCAUCGAACUCAGCAUUGCAGUGGGAGCUAACAAAGCCAAAUGAAGAUCUACUGCAAAAGGAGAACCACUUUCUGUCUGCCGUUAGUCUCCAACUGAUACAUGUGUACCACAUCACAAGGAGGGUACAAGAAGAUGCCCGUUCAGAUACCAGACGAUACAGACUUUACCUCUUUCAAGGAACAAUGUGAAAACCAGGAAGGAUGGACAGCGCGCUACAGCAAGGGAAACGUGACGGUGUGGUGCAGGGAUGAAGAGUGUAAAACGAUCCAGAAACUAAAGAUGAGGAUAGUGUGUAAGGACGUGACUGCCGAGACCCUUUACGAUGUCCUUCAUGACACCAGCUACCGGAAGAACUGGGACAGCAACAUGAUCGACACCCACGAUAUUGGCAGGCUCACUGUCAACGCAGACGUAGGAUAUUACUCUUGGAAGUGCCCGAGCCCCCUGAAGAACAGGGACUUUAUCACUAUGAGAUCGUGGCUUCCUCUGGGCAACGACUACCUGAUCAUCAACUACUCUGUCAAACACCCGCAAUAUCCACCCAGAAAGGACUGCGUGAGAGCAGUGUCUCUACUGACAGGAUACCUGAUUCAGUCCAGUGGAGAAAACUCCUCCACUCUCUAUUACCUGACGCAGGUCGAUCCCAAAGGUUCCCUUCCCAAGUGGGUGGUGAAUAGAGCGUCUCAGUUCGUAGCACCGAAGGCCAUGAAGAAGAUCUACAAGGCCUGUCAGAAGUAUCCAGAGUGGAAGAGGAAGCACAACCCUCACCUGAAGCCCUGGAUUUAUCCCGAGCAGAACACCUUACCGUGUAUUAACGUGUCUGACCUUGUGCCUCAGAGAGCCGACUCACUGGAGAACAUUGAUGAGAGCCGCCUGACGGAGGAGAAACAGGCACAACGUCACAGUGAUGACGAAGAGACCUAGUCUGAGUGAAGAAACUGUUUGUAUGUAAUUGUGUGGCUGUGUUUAAAAUGGCACCCUAUUCCCUAUAUAGUGUAUUACUUUUGUGCAGGGCCCAUUAGGCCCUGGUCAAAAGUAGUGCACUACUACCUAUAGGGCUCUGGUCAAAAGUAGUGCACUACUACCUAUAGGGCUCUGGUCAAAAGUAGUGCACUACUACCUAUAGGGCUCUGGUCAAAAGUAGUGCACUAUACAGUAUAGGAAAUAGGGUGCCAUUUGGGACACACACUGUUGAGUUUGUGUGUGUGUGUGUGUGUGUGUGUGUGUGUGUGUGUGUGUGUGUGUGUGUGUGUGUGUGUGUGUGUGAGAGAGUGUGUACAGUACCUAUAAUGUACAUGUAUGAUUGACUAUAAUUUUGAUUUCCAAAUUUGUCUUGUUGCGUUUAGCUGGUAAUUGAUCAAUAACUUAUUCAAUCUGAGGGGUUUAACAGGGUAUUUUCAUAUAGCAUGACAAAUUAGGAGAAAAGAUCUGACAUAUUCUUUAAAAAAAUGGACGACGUAUUUACGGUGCUAUCGCUCAAUUAAAUAGUAUAAUAUCUCAUUGACAGUAAUAAUAGACUAAACCUUUGAGUAAAACUUUGUGUCUCUUUCACAAAAAAAACUCAUUUGAAGACAAUAUUUCACAUUUCACAUUUCACACUUAUUCACAUUUGAUUUGACUAAGCUUUAAUUUGGCUCUUGGGGUGGUGCAGCGGUCCAAGGCACUGCAUCUCAGUGCAAGAGUCUUCACUGCACAAAUCCAAGCUUCAUCACAUUCAGCUGUGAUUGAGAGACCCAACGGCCGCGCCCAACAUCGCCCGGGGUAGGUUGCCAUUGUAAAUCAUUAUUUGUUUUUAACUGACUUGCCUGGUUAAAUAAAAACAAAACAAAAAACACAGUAAGUAGCCUUUACCAAUACAGGCAGUCUACUUAAGUAUAUGUCCAGUUCUCUAGUGCCUCCCAGUGGCAGUAAUAUGUCAUAACAUUUCCUCAUCCCCCAGUGUUCCGGAAGCCAUGAGCUGUUAGAACAAUGGAAUGUCAAGCUUGUUAGGAAGUGAAUUAGCAUAAUGCACCAAGACAUGUGUUCUUUUGUACAGUGAAUGGCCCACUGAGGCUCCUAUAAUGACAGUCACAGGGGAGGAGAGAUGGCAGCAUAACCUGUUUGGAAUCAGUCAUAAUCUGUUAUAGUUUUUUAUAACCUUAGAUGGUCAUGAAGCAUGUUUAGCUGUUAAACGGUCAUUACAUUACUUAUACUUUGGUGUUGCCUGUUCUGACUGAAUAUGAAACAUUAUGUCUUUAUGAAUGAAUAAAGUUAUCAUUAGGAAA